Molecule: messenger RNA, 3132 nt
Organism: Gadus morhua (Atlantic cod)
Lineage: Eukaryota; Metazoa; Chordata; Actinopteri; Gadiformes; Gadidae
Product: cytohesin-3
Exons: 13
Coding region: 298-1482 (394 amino acids)
Biological process (GO): regulation of ARF protein signal transduction
Molecular function (GO): guanyl-nucleotide exchange factor activity
Source: RefSeq, a predicted model, not a curated record
ACGAGAGCCUGCUUGGAUGCGGAGUGGUUGCAUGGCAGUCGGUUGGUGUACCACAUUGAACCUAUAGGCAAAUACAAUAUCUAGCAUAUCCAUUUUUUAUGUUCGUUGGCAUUCAUCGGUUCGCCAUCAUUCAGGACUACACUUGCGAUUCCCCCAGUGAUUCAUGAAAUGACAGUUGCUUGCUAGUACACUCCGACUGUGAUCCCAACACCGCGAGCAUCCCUCCUGCCUUGUAGGCUUAUUAUCAUAAAGGAUCCCCGUAAAAGAAAAACCGUUUUUUAUUGCCCGGCUGUUACGAUGGAUGAAGACAAUCAGGUUCCCGAGGACCUGUCGCUGGAGGAGAGAGAUGAGCUGUCAAACAUCAGGCGCAGGAAACGGGAACUGCUCGAUGACAUUGAAAGGUUGAAGUUCGAGAUAGCAGAAGUCAUGACGGAAAUUGAGCAGCUCACAUGUGUCGGAGAGAGCAAAACAACACAAAGAAACAAACAGAUUGCCAUGGGGAGGAAGAAAUUCAACAUGGAUCCCAAAAAGGGGAUCCAGUUCCUCCUGGAGAACGACCUCCUGCAGCACACCCCAGAAGACGUCUCCCAGUUCCUCUACAAGGGAGAGGGCCUCAACAAGACGGUGAUCGGGGACUACCUCGGGGAGAGGGAUGACUUCAACCUCCAGGUGCUCCAGGCGUUUGUGGAGCUGCAUGAGUUUGCUGAUCUCAACCUGGUCCAGGCACUGCGUCAGUUCCUGUGGAGCUUUCGUCUGCCCGGCGAGGCCCAGAAGAUCGACCGGAUGAUGGAGGCGUUCGCCUCUCGCUAUUGCCAGUGUAACCCGGGGGUCUUCCAGUCCACAGACACCUGCUACGUGUUAUCCUUCGCCAUCAUCAUGCUGAACACCAGCCUCCACAACCCCAACGUGCGCGACAAGCCCGCCGUCGAGCGCUUCAUCUCCAUGAACAGAGGCAUCAACGAGGGGGGGGACCUGCCCGAGGAGCUGCUCCGGAAUCUAUACGACAGCAUCAAGAAUGAGCCAUUCAAAAUCCCAGAGGAUGAUGGGAACGAUUUGACGCACACAUUCUUCAACCCUGACAGAGAAGGAUGGCUCUUGAAGCUAGGCGGGAGGGUGAAGACGUGGAAGAGGAGAUGGUUCAUCCUCACCGAUAACUGUCUCUAUUACUUUGAGUACACAACGGACAAGGAACCUCGGGGCAUCAUUCCCCUGGAGAACCUGAGCAUCAGAGAGGUGGACGAGCCCAGGAAACCUAACUGCUUUGAGCUGUACAACCCCAACCACAAGGGUCAGGUGAUCAAGGCCUGCAAGACAGAGGCCGACGGCCGCGUCGUCGAGGGCAACCACGUGGUGUACAGGAUAUCAGCACCAACGCCGGAGGAGAAGGAGGAGUGGAUCAAAUCCAUCAAAGCAAGCAUCAGCAGGGACCCCUUCUACGACAUGCUUGCGACCAGGAAGAGGAGGAUAGCCAAUAAGAAAUGAGGGCCGAGCCAUAUCCACCCCAGUGUCCCCAUAUUUCAUGGUGGUCACCAGACACCCACUGCGCCCCGAGGUGCUGAUGUUGAACUGACUAAUAGAGAGUUCGGCUGGAGGGAGCCGGGUGAGGUGAUGAGAUGCACAUUGAGACAAUAGGGGGUUCAGAGACCUACCGGGAAGACCGUGCACCUCACCCGGCUCUGGUCUCCAUCAGACGCAUCAUGUGUAUGGUUACACAUGGAAUCAGGGCAGAAGUAACUCAUGCUCCCCUUUGGGCUGGACUCGGAUGUUGUACAAUCAAUUGUGGACCCAAGAUGUUUGCCAGACUGAACGGAAAUAAGAAGACUGACUGACUGUGUGGAUUCAUUGAAAUAAAAUACGCCCCGAAGAACACACAUGCAUGGCUGGAGUCAUUGACGAGGUCAAUUUGCUUUUGGGUGAUUCUUAUCCAAGCCGUCGCUGACAUCUAGUGGCUGAAAAGGGGAAUCUAACCGACCAUAUCCUGGUCUCACCCACUAAUACAAACAUAAACUCGCAGAGAUUGGAUUGGAUUGAAUGGGCAGACACCGUUGACAUCAUACCUGAUUUUCACACAUCCUCCACUUUAAAAUCUAGAUUUGGUUGUAUUUGCUUUGUCCUAUCUCAUGCUUGAUAUAAAGACGGAAGGGCGGAUACAAAGCUUACAUUUCAUCAUGCCAUACAAAAGGCAGUAGCUGUUUACAACUAAAUAUGGAUUUAUUUUGGACAAAACUUUGUAUUGUUAAGAUGUCUCAACCUUAUCUGAAUCAGCUGGUCUGAUUGCUAGCCUCUACAGUAACUUUGUAUGCCAAAUGUGACAAUAUUAAAUACAUAACUAAAUCAUAAACGUGAUAUAAAGACAUAGAGCCAUAAUUAAGUAAAGGGUGAAAUAGAUACUUCAAUAAAUGCAACCCAUGUAAUUUUCUAUAACUACCUGUUUUCAUAUUUUUUUGUGUAUUUAUUCAUUUCUAUGUGUAUUUAAUGUGUUUCAAUAUUGAAUUACUUAAUUCACGAUUAAUUUCAUCUCAUGCCUCAUCUUUCAACAUCCCCAUCAAAGGGGGGGGGGGGUCAAUGAUAUACCUACAUUAAUAUGUAAAUACAAAUAAUUUCAGUACAGUGAGCUCCAUCACCAGCAAUACAUAAGCUGUGAUUGUUUGAUUUGAACAGCAUUUAUUGUUUUUAUGUAACCAGCACAGUAUAGGUUCAGUAAAUUAUAUUCUCUGUGCAUAAUGUUCCAAAGCUGUACACACACACACACGCACGCAAACACACACAAAAACACGCGCAUGAAGUGGUCAUUUAUCCUACAACUCAUGACUCAAAGGCUGGCUGGCAUGAAAGAUAUAAGCUAUCCCCCUGCCCCAUGUUUUUUAAUACUUGGAAAUGUACGACUUAUGGCAUACAUUAACAUUCAAAACUGUUUACAUUCAUCCAUAGGUUGUAUCAUGAUAUUAUACAACUUUAAUACUGAUGUUGUCGUAAUAAUAUUACCCAAAUUAAUUUUUUACUUUUCAAUUACUUUUUGUAAUUGUUUAUUAAUGACCAAGCUUUACAUAAUAAUUUGUAUCUUUAUGUUUUAGUGCAUCGUCCAUGUUUUCUGUAUAGAGAUGAAUAAAGGUUACUGUUUUGUUAACACCA